Arabidopsis lyrata subsp. lyrata is the source of this 951-nucleotide messenger RNA. RefSeq lists its product as uncharacterized. The record is from RefSeq and is a predicted model, not a curated record. The transcript has 2 exons. The coding region runs from base 548 to 787 and encodes 79 amino acids. Lineage: Eukaryota; Viridiplantae; Streptophyta; Magnoliopsida; Brassicales; Brassicaceae.
AAACAUUAAACGCCCAAGAAAUAAAUAGUCAACAACCACACCUAAUCUUCAAUCUUGUAUUAGAAAAAAGGCGCCGCUUCAAACUCUGUAUCUUCUUCACCAUCUUGUCUCCUCCGUCCACAUUUAUCUUUUGUCUUCUGUUUUCUCAUCCUCGUUUCUAUCAAUGGUGAUCAAAUAGAUACAUCGAUGAGAAAACACUGUUAAUGGAAGGUAGAGAAUUCAGGACACGUGGCUUACAAGAAAGUAGUAGAGUUGAGCAUUAAAGUGUAACCAAUGAAUGAGCUUUGAGCUGUUUGAGAUGCUUCCUCUCUUCUCUUGUAUAGAGAGAAGCAGAGAGAGAGAGAGAGAGCAAUAACUAUGAUCUCGAUUUUAACCCACAACAUCACAUUCAAGACAGAGAUCCAAAACCCCACAUGGCCUUAUUUCCCAAUAUCAACACAUCAUUUUACAAUUUGCUCUCUCUCUCUCUAUCUCUCUGUCUUUAAAGAAACCUUUCUUCAUUACAUUGUUCCUCCUCCUCCUCAAUCUCUCAUUCUCUCUUAAGAAGAUGAAGACAUCAAGCUUUGUCUUCCUUUUGGUUGUAAUAAUCCUAAGCUUCUCACUAGCUUCCUCUGAAAUGAAACUGAGGUUGGAGGAUUACAAUUUUCCAGUGGAUCCAACUCCGACGACAAAAGCUACGAUAAAACCAGGUCCUAUUGAGCAUGGAACUCCUCUCAAUCCUUAUAUUCCUAAGCCUCCUUCUUCUUCUUCUCCUCCUCCACAACAACAACCUCAAGACGGUGGAUGAUAAUAUCAUAAACACCAAAUCUUUUCUUUAAUUUAAUUUCCCCGUGAUCUACGCACCGUUUGUAGUUAAAAUUCCCACGUUUUUUUCUUUCUUUAAUCUCUCUUGUGUACUAACAUUGUCCGUUUUCUACUCGCUAUGUUAAUUAAUUUCCUUUAUCUGCUGCA